Molecule: messenger RNA, 933 nt
Organism: Candidula unifasciata
Lineage: Eukaryota; Metazoa; Mollusca; Gastropoda; Stylommatophora; Geomitridae
Source: the annotation of a GenBank genome assembly
AUGACACUUGGGGUCAUUGUCACAGUCUGUGUGGCCAUGGGACUUGUACUGUCGGCUGUUGCCGUGUCCCCGGUAACCCUAAGGCUGUUUGAUGGAGAUAGCAACUGGAUCCAUAUCAACUUCUACGAAGAUGACUUCUUAAAGUUCUCUGUGUGCAUGAGGACCAUCAAUUCUCUGUCAUGCACGGCUGAUCUUUCACGUGACGCCAAACACCCAAACGAGGUCGACGACAUGAAGGUACUCACCGUAGACAAACCUGAAGUGCUUCGUAUAUCGAAAGCGUAUUCGCAUGUUUUCUCCUGUAAUACAAGCAUUUCCAAGCAACAACUCGUGUGCAGGCGACUGCUAGCCGAUUCCAAUCUUUGUGGAACCCAUGUUCGGACCGACUACUUCCGUUUUGUGAACGAAUCGACUCCAAGUUCAAGAUGUGUAGGGUUUCGGUUUAGCGCUAUUAAGGAAUCAUUACUGUAUGACCCCAUUUCUGAUGGUAUUGAAAUGUGCAACAUUAGUUGUAACGCAACAGGUGAUACCCGACAUAGCUCAAAACCUGAACGUCACACAUCACCACGUCUGCCAGUUGAGGAUGGAUCAACGGAGGCAACGUCACGGGACAGCACAGAAGGUCUUAGGCAUUCUUCAAGAGAACCAUUUCAUCAUCACAGAGAUGAUGACGAUGACGACAAGGAUAAAACCCAUAUCAUUAUUGCAGCUGUUGUCAGCAUGGUUGUUACCUCUGGUCUGAUCAUAUCAGGGUUUCUUUUCCGAAAACAUAUUUUAGGAAUGAGAAGAAAUCCAAAUGCACAAGCCGAGUACGUCGCAAAUAAUACUACAAAAGACCACACAAACAAUAACAUAAAUGGACAUCAGGAGAAAACUCCCCCAACUUCUGCAAAUUCUACAGAUUCUUCUGAUCUUAGUUUAUCAACUGUAUAG